This is a messenger RNA of Macadamia integrifolia, 396 nucleotides long. RefSeq names its product cold shock protein 2-like. Lineage: Eukaryota; Viridiplantae; Streptophyta; Magnoliopsida; Proteales; Proteaceae. The transcript is spliced from 2 exons. The record is from RefSeq and is a predicted model, not a curated record. The coding region runs from base 1 to 396 and encodes 131 amino acids.
AUGGAUAAGACUGUGAGAAGUGUGGGGUGGUGGGUUCUCCUCCUUCCGUUUGUUCUGUCCAUACUUCUCAUUACUCCAUGUAAGGGUGGUGAUGAGCUCAUCAAUGGUCACGAAGCCAAUGUGGCCGUUUCUCAACCUCAAAAUGGAACGCUUCUCCCUCGUACUAUCCAUAAUUCUGUUGGAAAUAUCAAACCCACUAACACAACUUCAACUUCCUCAAUUGAUAAUGAUGUUGAGGUCAAUUCUCAAAAUAAUAACAAUAGAGGCGGCCGUGGUGGUGGCAGUGGUAGUGGGAAAGGAAGAGCUCGUGGGGGUGGAGGUGGAGGUGGUGGUGGAGGUGGUGGUGGUGGUGGAGGGGGAAGUGGCGGAGGUCAUGAGCAGUCUUCAUCCUUGUAG